Angiostrongylus costaricensis is the source of this 729-nucleotide messenger RNA. NCBI's taxonomy places the organism in Eukaryota, Metazoa, Nematoda, Chromadorea, Rhabditida, Metastrongylidae. The record is from the annotation of a GenBank genome assembly.
AUGUCUUCAGAAGAAUGCUCACGCAAUGAAAGCUACGACUUCUGGCGCUACGCAGUCAUCGUCUACGUCGGAACACCGAUCGCCUUGGCUGGCGUUGUCUGUAAUUGCAUUCUACUGGGAAAACGGCCGGUACUUCACUAUCGGGAUCGUUCUCAUCUGUGUGCUCGCAUUACGUCUGCCCUCAUUCUUCGAGUAUGUGAUCGCUUUUCGCCCGGAAUGUCCUAUUUACAUGGAUGGGAGCACUAUCAAAUCUUCAACUUCUAUGUGAUGUCGGUGCUUCACAUCUUCGUUCCUUUUGCUGUCCUGCUCAUUCUGAACGUCUCGAUUGUGGUGUUGACGAAGCGAAAAUUGCACAGCAUCGGCUGGGCCGUCGCCACUUUCAUCGACGUGCCCAAAGUGGGCGAGUUGAUCAGAAAAGAAUCGAUGAUGUCGUCGAAGAAACGCCGCGACGAGGUACGCUACGCCACUUGGACGAUGGUCUCAAUCACCUCAACCACUCGUUUCUACACUCUGGCCAGUGAUGUAGUCAGCAUUCUUGUGGCUGUAAACAGUCUCCUUCGAUUGUUUGUCUACAUGCUGUGUAGUCCACACUUAAGGCUUAUUAUUACAUCGUCUAAUGCAGAAAAAAGAAGACGAGGUUCAACAAAUGUUACACGACUGUUGAUAAAUUGCCACAACAUGCUUUACUCUACUCCAGAAAAACUUCCUACUUAUGGAGACAAUCUAUGA